Cataglyphis hispanica is the source of this 2307-nucleotide messenger RNA. RefSeq lists its product as uncharacterized. The coding region runs from base 1 to 2148 and encodes 715 amino acids. Lineage: Eukaryota; Metazoa; Arthropoda; Insecta; Hymenoptera; Formicidae. The transcript is spliced from 10 exons. The record is from RefSeq and is a predicted model, not a curated record.
AUGUCUGAAUCAAAUGACAACAGUAAUGUUAUUAAAUCUGAAGAUGAUGAAAUUAUAACAUCGUUAGACUACGAAUUUGAAGAAAAAAGUGAUUCACAAGAGGAAGACAAUCAACAGGAGGAAGAAAAAUUGCAGGAAGAUUCUUUCGAGGAUUCGUUAGAAAAUUAUAUAAAUUAUGAGGAACGUGUGACAUCGAUGCCGGCACGUCAUCAUGAUAAGUUUUUAGACAGAUAUGAGGAUGAAAACGAGAUAGAAAAUAAAACAAAGUUUUUGGAUCGAAUGUGGCCUACGGAAAAAUAUACAACAUAUCACCUGGGUGGCACAAGAUAUUGGGAACUCGAUAUUAUGGAACCGUCAGUUGUAUUUAGUAUUACAACCAAAGCUAUCGACGUUCCGGUUACUAGAACAACAUGUCUCUAUGUUGUCUUAAAAAAUGAAAUAAAUACCGAUACAAAAACAAAACGUAAUAUACACUAUCACAAACGAAAUGUUUAUAAUAAUGAAACGAGGAAAUAUAAUAUUUCUAUCAAAAAGCAAAAAAUCGGUCUUAAAAAUAGAAGAAAGAAUAUGCAAAAUUUGCGCGCAUCGAAUCGCUACGCACGAAGAUCUGGAGGAAAGAGAAAACUUGACAAGUUUUCGCGUUUCAGCAACGAGGAUAUAAUAAUAGCAAAAACUCGAAAGUUAUGUAGUGUCAAUGGGAACGAAUCAAAGCAUCAAAUAAUUAAACACAAAGAUACUAUGGACACGAAAAAUAAAGCUAAAAAGAAACAAUCGACAAAAUCGCAAAAAUCACAAAGUAUUAAUUUGCGCUCUCCAAAAAGUUGUACAAAUAACUGUAUCGGGAAUAAAAAAAAUUCGGGCAAAACAAUUACGAGAACGACAGUAAAUCAUUAUUCUCAAGCAAAAAAUAGCAACAAUAAGGAGAAUAAAAAAGUAACGAGCACCGAUGAUAACAAAAAGCUAUCAAUAUGCACGUCACGCAAUAAAAAAAAUCAUAAUUUAAAUUGUAUUUGCGACAUCGUGAACGUAAUUGGAAACAUAAAAUCUAUAUUAAACAGAAUAAGUUUUACGUUGGACGAAAUUAAGACGCUUAAUUGCAGCGUAUAUAAAGAGACCCAGGACAAAAUUGUGAUUUCGAUGGAUUCCGACGCGGAAGAAGUUAGAGAAUUUUCACAGCCGCAUUACAACAUCGAAUCAUUAAAAGGCCAAAAAUAUAUCAAGCUAGAAGAGUUGGAAGAUGAUUUUAAGAGCGAUUUGGAACUCGGCAACGAUCACGAUAUCGUUUCAUUGCCCGGUCUUAAUCUCAACUUACCUUGUAAUCAAGACAGCGACGGGAUCACUUGGCUAUCGAGUAUCAGUAGACCGAGUUACGCGUGGAAAAGGACCGAUGGCAUCGCAAUUUUCGGUUUUGUGGCGGAAAACGGUGAUUUAGAAUUGCGAAAUGUAAAUGCGAAAGAUACGGGGAAUUACACGUGCGUCACAACGUAUAUGGGUCCCGAGACUGAAGAGCCUGUAGAAGCUACUUACGAUGUUCAUUUGCAAGUGGUGACGCUACCGAGAUACAUCGUACACGGUGAGAAUCGUUACUAUACACGAUCCUGCGACGAAAGAGAUUUGGAUAUAUUGGUGACGUAUCUUCCAAUAAAACUGAAUGAUAUUAUAUGCGAGGCAGAUAUUUGCAAUGCUUAUAUCUUAACACCAUCUUGCUCUCGAAAUCAAAUUACCGUAAAUAUUCUGUUAUUGCCAUCGCAUAUCGUCAAACUGAUAACAAUCGAUCCCAAACACUGCAAUGUCUUUUGUCUUAAAGCUAUUCAGGACAAACUCUCGCUUAUACUGAGUAAAAAUUUACAAAUUUUCUUCGGGAAAACUAAUUACCUCAUUAUGAGCAGAGAUUGGUUCCGAUUGCUGAAAAAUCCACAUUCGCAAGAUGGAAAAGAGGAAGGGCAAAUGCAUUUGUCGGAAGAACCAGUAAUAUCGGCCUGUUUUCCAGCUGCCCGGCCGGAUAUGGUCUUCGUGGCACGCGUUGUGUUCCAUGUAAUAUGGGUACUUAUAGUGAGGAUGGAAUAUCGUACUGUAAAAAGUGUCCGUCUGGUACUUAUCAGCCGAAUCAUGGUGCCAGAGUUUGUCGCACGUGUACUGAUCCUUUGACGAAAGGCUGUCACAAUAUGCUCUGGAGUUCUUUUUCCGCUAUAAUGAUAACUUUGGCAAGUAUCGGCGUAAUACUAUCAAUAUGUUUGCUAUUCUUGUGGAUAAUCUGCUGCGCUAAGAAAUUCUGCAUAAAGAAGAUAGCUAGUAUUAUAUUUAAAA